Messenger RNA from Mya arenaria, 468 nucleotides. RefSeq names its product C-type lectin domain family 3 member A-like. NCBI's taxonomy places the organism in Eukaryota, Metazoa, Mollusca, Bivalvia, Myida, Myidae. The record is from RefSeq and is a predicted model, not a curated record. The transcript has 2 exons. Bases 1 to 468 code for a protein of 155 amino acids. Gene Ontology annotation, molecular function: signaling receptor activity.
AUGAAGAGUCAUUUUUUAGAUGAAUUGAAUUCCCAUGAGGAUGUGCAGUCAGAUGAGGCGAGGCUCAAUAACAGCCUACAAGUGUGGACACCUCAUGGCUCUUCUUACUACAAUGAUCCUGGGAUUCAAGCAGAUUGGCACAGUGCUCGAGAUCUUUGCCGCUCAUUUGGUGGAUACCUAGUUACCAUCAGAAGCCAAGAAACGCUGGAUUUCAUCAAUGGCUUCAAAUCGGUGCCCGCUGAUCAGUAUUGGAUUGGGGCCUCCGACGAGAAAAAGGAAGGAACGUUUGUUUGGGUCAACGAUGAGCCUUGGGAUUUUGAAAUUUUUCCUCCAACGGAGCCCAAUGGAGACACCGUGGAAAACUGUUUGUUGCUCUUUGGUGACUCUAAACCAGCGGAGGAGAAAGGAAAGUUUAACGAUAUGAUUUGUUCAGACGAGUUCCGAUUCAUUUGCGAGAGAAAUAUUUAA